AUGGCCGAUGCCUUGGCUACCUUAGCUUCUAUGGUCAAAGUGAACAAACAAGAGGAUGUAAAACCUAUCCAGAUGAGCAUUUAUGAGUCUCUGACCUAUUGCUACAACAUCGAGGAAGAAGAAAUAGAUGAUCGCCUUUGGUACCAUGACAUAUUGCGAUAUGUAAAGAACCGUGAAUACCUUGAGCAAGCAACCGAGAAUGAUAAAAGGACUCUAAGAAGGCUGGCCAAUGAGUACAUCCUAGAUAGGGAGAUCCUAUACAAAAGAAUAAAGGACCAAGUGUUCCUAAGGUGUGUAGAUGCUAUUGAGGCCAAGAAAAUCCUAUAA
This is a messenger RNA of Gossypium raimondii (Peruvian cotton), 327 nucleotides long. RefSeq lists its product as uncharacterized. Bases 1 to 327 code for a protein of 108 amino acids. Lineage: Eukaryota; Viridiplantae; Streptophyta; Magnoliopsida; Malvales; Malvaceae. The transcript has a single exon. The record is from RefSeq and is a predicted model, not a curated record.